CAAAUCCUAACGGGCUGCGCUCAUGUAUGGAAAAUACUUUGUGAUGGAAGAUUUAUGGUUAUAUUAAAAACGUGUGUUUUUGCGUUGUUAUUGACCGCAUUAACCUAAAACUCAGACAAAAUUCAUUUGACGAGUUAAUACUAUUUUUUAUUCACCAUGCCUGAUAUGAAAUAUAUCCUUGUUACUGGUGGCGUUAUAAGUGGCGUAGGAAAAGGUGUCAUCGCUAGUUCUUUUGGCACAAUUCUUAAAAGUUGUGGUAUUGAUGUAACAUCAAUAAAAAUUGACCCCUAUAUUAAUAUUGAUGCAGGAACCUUCUCUCCUUAUGAACAUGGAGAAGUUUACGUACUUGAUGACGGUGGCGAAGUAGAUCUUGAUCUUGGCAACUAUGAACGUUUCUUAGACAUAACACUGCACAGGGAUAACAAUAUUACUACAGGAAAAAUAUACCAACAGGUUAUAGAGCGCGAGCGCCGUGGUGAUUAUUUAGGAAAGACAGUACAAGUUAUUCCACAUAUUACUGAUGCGAUACAGGAAUGGGUGCAGAGGGUUGCCCAUAUUCCUGUUACACCAGAGAACAUGCCCCCAAGGGUUUGUAUUGUAGAACUUGGUGGAACAAUCGGUGACAUUGAAGGAAUGUCCUUUGUUGAGGCAUUCAGGCAAUUUCAGUUUAGGGUUAAGAGAGAAAACUUUUGUUGUGCUCAUGUCUCAUUAAUACCUAUGCCAAAAUCAACUGGUGAACCAAAAACAAAGCCAACACAGUCUUCAGUGAGGGAAUUGAGAGGUCUUGGUUUGUCACCGGAUCUCAUAUUAUGUAGAUCAGAGAAACCUAUAAACCACAAUGUGAAAGAGAAAAUUUCUAACUUUUGUCAUGUAGCCCCAGAUCAGGUGAUUUGUAUUCAUGAUUUGAGUUCAGUGUAUCAUGUGCCACUAUUGAUGGAGGCUCAAGGAGUUGUCCAGUACUUGAAUGAAAGGCUACAGUUGAAUAUUGCUAUACCUAGACCUGGCAGGUUCAUGCAAAAAUGGCGAAAUCUAGCAAAACGUGUAGACAAUUUAAGGAAAGAAGUGAAUAUAUCACUUGUUGGCAAGUACACUAAACUAGAAGACAGUUAUGCCAGUGUUACUAAAGCUCUUCAGCAUGCGAGUAUAGCUGCUGGGUGCAGAUUGAAGUUGACAUAUAUUGAAGCAGUUAAUUUAGAAGAACAAACGAAAAUCGAUAAUCCAGUUAGUUAUCAUAAGGCCUGGCAAGAGGUUUGCAAAAGCGACGGUCUUAUUGUACCUGGUGGUUUUGGUCAGAGAGGCUUAGAAGGGAAAAUAGAAGCAUGCCGUUGGUGUCGGGAAACUCAAAAGCCGAUGCUUGCUAUAUGUCUGGGUUUACAAGCAGCUGUGAUAGAAUUUGCUAGAAAUGUGUUAGGUCUUAAGGGCGCUAAUAGUACAGAAGUCAAUCCAGACUGUGAGGACAAGCUUGUUAUUGAUAUGCCAGAACAUCACCCUGGAAACCUCGGCGGUACCAUGAGGUUGGGAAAGAGAAAGACCUAUUUGGAACCGAGUAUAAUUUCUAAACUGUACAAGAAGGAAGUGAUAGAGGAGCGUCACAGGCACCGGUAUGAAGUGAACCCUGAGUAUAUAGAAAGACUAGAGAAGGCCGGUUUAAGAUUCGUUGGUCGCGACUCAUCUCGGACACGCAUGGAGGUAGCAGUCAUCGACUCACACCCAUACUAUGUGGGAGUUCAGUUUCACCCUGAGUAUCUGUCUAGGCCGCUAUCUCCAAGUCCACCGUUCUUAGGAUUUAUACUCGCUUCUCUUGGGAAACUGAAAAAUUAUAUGUCAAAGGGGUGCCGAUUCAGUCCUAGGAAUCAGUCAGAUGUUAGUUCAGAUGAUGACGACAUAUCAGUUUCUUCGUUGAGUCUAGUUGAAGAAAAGACCAUCAUAGAAAAUGGUCAAGCAAAAGUGUCUAAUGGAGUCCAUUAAUUUUUUCAGUAACUUCUAGCUUAAGUAGUGCUACAUAGGUUCUAUUUCAUACCCAGUGUCCUUGGUCCCAGUAAUUCAAUGUAACAACAAAUUAACAUUUCAAAUCGUUUUUUAUGUUAUAUGUAGCCUUGAUGGUUGUAUGGUUCUUUCAAUGUUAAACUGAUAUUAUAUGUAAGAUUAAUCUUUGUUUAUUUUCUACGAUUAAUCAGUAUUUUUUUUUUUACUAAGGUUGAAUUUAUUACAUUUUUUAUAUAACACCAGUCUGCCAAUAUAUUGUCCGAUAUGUAAUCUACUAAAGCAUUGGAAAUUUCUUAAGAAAUAUGCACAUACAGAAACAUUGUCAAUGAAUUUCAGUAUAACAUUGAAAGUAUUUAUUAAAAUUGUUAUCAUUCUAUGCUAUUAGAUGUUCAUAAAAAAAAAAUUAAUUUACCCUAGUCAAUAUGAUGCGUCAUAAUAAACUUAUGAGAAUAGGAAAAGAAAUUUGCUCUCAUCACUAUCACUAGUAUAAUAUAAGAUAAUCUAUGUUAUGUUUAGUAUUUGUUGAAUAUGGAUAUAAUGUAAUAUGCCCCAAAAAUUUUAGACAUACUGUAUAUGUAGUCUUAAAUUUAUAUGAAUAUUACUGAUACAUUAGUAUAACUUCACAUGUUUUAUAUUUUUAAUGCCCUUGAAUGUUUAGAUGCAGUCAGUUACAUCUCUGUAACAUGCAUAUAUAUUUUCUUUGGAAUGUUAUAUCAAUCAAAAAAAGUUACAAAAAGUACAAUAACAUUUCAUUACUUUCAUUAUAUAAUUCUAAUUAAUAUUAAGAAUGUUGUGUAAUUAAUAUUAGGUAUGACUUGUGAAACAGCUACGAGGGCGGACGCCUAAUACUCCUUAUGGUAAGAUUUUUAUCUUUGAUAUGUGGUAAUUCCAAACAUGGGUGAAAAUUUAAUAAUGUUCACAUGGUGAUAUGUAGGUGAUAAGUAUGUAAGUGUAAUAUUGUAACCGACUUUUGUCUCACUUAGCUUCGACUAGGAUGUUCCUAACGGCUAACAUUAUAAAUGUAUACGCUAAACAAAUGCCUUGAGAUAUAUUUUUAGAUUUUUUUUUUGUUGAUAAAACAACAACCACUAACAAAAUUUUCUGAUAUAUUUCGGAUUAGAAUCUCUUUAUUAGACCGAGAAUCUAAAUGUAACAAACGCAUUUUCAUAUGAUGUAAUAGCAAUGUAUAUUUUAACGAAUAUAGGAAUAUGUUAUUGGAGAAAAAUGAAUAUUGCGAAAUAUAAAUUUGAUCACUUUUAUGCAGUAAUUACGCAUUGUUUGUAGUUUAUUAAGAAAUAAUUGAUGUUUAAAAUAAAUGUAUGUUAUAUUAUAAAUAAAGCUACUUCACCAGUUACACACAA
This is a messenger RNA of Danaus plexippus (monarch butterfly), 3347 nucleotides long. It is a transcript of the gene Ctps, whose product is annotated as CTP synthase. The transcript has 10 exons. The coding region runs from base 157 to 1968 and encodes 603 amino acids. Lineage: Eukaryota; Metazoa; Arthropoda; Insecta; Lepidoptera; Nymphalidae. Gene Ontology annotation, molecular function: identical protein binding; CTP synthase activity. The record is from RefSeq and is a predicted model, not a curated record. Gene Ontology annotation, biological process: CTP biosynthetic process; pyrimidine nucleobase biosynthetic process. Gene Ontology annotation, cellular component: cytoophidium; cytoplasm.